This is a messenger RNA of Magnolia sinica, 538 nucleotides long. Its product is annotated as glycine-rich RNA-binding protein 4, mitochondrial-like. Lineage: Eukaryota; Viridiplantae; Streptophyta; Magnoliopsida; Magnoliales; Magnoliaceae. Bases 38 to 421 code for a protein of 127 amino acids. The transcript is spliced from 4 exons. The record is from RefSeq and is a predicted model, not a curated record. Gene Ontology annotation, molecular function: RNA binding.
AGCAGAAAAGCAAACCUUGCGAUCAAACCCUACCGUUAUGGGGAGGAGUAGAGAGGGAGGGCGGUCGUUGCAGAGAGAUUGCAGAGAGGGAGGGCGGUCGUUGCAGACGGAGAGAGAUUGCAGAGACGGAGGGCGGUCGUUGCAGACGGAGAGAGAUUGCAGAGAGGGAAAGCGAGAGAUUGCAGAGAGGGAGAGCCUUUCAUAUGAUACCAAUGAGACCGUCUUAAAGGGCGCGUUUGAACGGUACGGUGAAAUCCAUGAAGCAGUUAAAGUUAUAUGUGAUCAUACAAGUGCGAAAUCUAAAGGGUUUGGGUUCGUGUGGUUCUGUUUGGAGAGCGAAGCGAGCAGAGCACUGCAAGAAAUGGACGAUCAGUUACUCGAUGGUAGAAACAUCCGUGUAGUCUAUGCCAAAAAAGGAUGAUAUGAACAUGCCCCGAAUCGAAGAUGGCUAUUGCACGUAAGUUUCUCGUUACUCUUUGUUCCUGGUUUAUGUAAGUAUAUGUGUAGAAAAUGCUUGCAAUUAACAUAAGACUGCGUG